Messenger RNA from Plasmodium gaboni, 7707 nucleotides. RefSeq names its product transcription factor with AP2 domain(s). The transcript has 2 exons. Gene Ontology annotation, biological process: regulation of DNA-templated transcription. Lineage: Eukaryota; Apicomplexa; Aconoidasida; Haemosporida; Plasmodiidae. Gene Ontology annotation, molecular function: DNA-binding transcription factor activity. The record is from RefSeq and is a predicted model, not a curated record. The coding region runs from base 1 to 7707 and encodes 2568 amino acids.
AUGGAAGACCUUGAAACUAACGUCGUUGUUGAAAACAAUAUAGAUGAAGACAAGGUACUAUACAGUUAUCCUUUUAAAUAUUUUCAUUUAUUAAUAUAUGCUUUUAAGAAUUAUUACUUUAAUAUUUAUUUGAAAAAGGUACAUAAUAAUAAUAAUAAAAUUAAAAGUAAUUCACUUGAAGAUUAUAAAAAGGAAGAGUUUAUUGAGAAUGUGGAGGAAAUCCAAGAAGUAUCACCAUCAUCAUCUUCGUCGUCUUCGUCAUCAUCAUUCAAUAUUUUAAAAAGUCAAUAUAAUUAUAAAAAAAAGAAAAAAACUAAAUAUUGUGAUAUAAAUAAUAAAUUAAAUUUUAUAAAAUAUAAUGAAAAAAGGAAAUGCACCAACCGUUCUUAUAAUAAUCGUUAUUAUAAUGAUUAUCUUAAAAAUGAUAGUCUCUCAAAAUAUGUCUCUUCUAGAAAUAACAAAAAAAAUUCUAAUUUAAAAAAAAGUUCCAAUUUAUUUAUUAAUGAAGAACCGCCUGAACAAGGUCAGGAGGAUUUUAUAGAAUAUUCUGAACAAGACAUAAUAAAAUUAAUUUAUUAUUUUAUGGAGAAUUUUAUUUUUAAUAAGAAAAAGGAGAAUAGAGAAAAAAAUGCAAAACAAUUAGGAGAUAAAACAAAUGAAUAUGUAGAUAUGUAUAAGAAAAAAUCUUAUAGUGAUAAAAAUGUGAAGAAAAAAAAAGAAGGAAAAAUAAAUAUAAAAGUAAAGAAUAUCUCUCCAAUGAAUGUUGUUAAUAAGAAUGUUGAGCUAGCUGUUUUGGGAUGUGACACGGUUUCAUUGUCAUUACCUGAAGAGAUAAAAGGAAAAAAUGACUCAGUUAUAAUAGAAGAAAUAGAUGAAAAAAGAAAUGGAGAUGAUAAAAUAGGAACUGUAUUAAAUGAGGAGAAAGAAAAAGGAAAUUUAUUAAAUGGUUUAUUGUUUUGUAACAAAGAAGAUACAGAAGAAGUUAUGAAUAAAGAAGUUUUAUUAAAAGAAAAUAAUAUAAAUGAUAUAAUGAAAAAGGAUGUUUAUAAUAAUAAUAAUAAUAAUAAAAAUAGUGAUAAUAAUUUAAAUGUUGAGAAUAUAGAAAAUGAUAUCAAUUCAACAGCCUUAUGUUUUAAAGAAAAAAAUUUGAGCGAGCCUUCUGAUGCAACACAUAUGAAUAAUGAGUAUGAAGGAAAGAGUAUUCAAAAUAACGGAGAUACCAUUGAUGAUAAUAUAAUAGAUGAUGAAAAAGAAAAUAAACUAAUAAAGGAUGAAAAGGAAUAUAUGGAAAUAAAAAAUAAUGAUGACAUUACAAAUGGUUGUAAAAAGAAUAUGAAUAAAGAGAUAUCUAUAAAAUUGGGAAUAAAAAAAUGUGUUGAAGAGUCAAAUAAUAUAUCUGAGGCGUGUAAAGAAGAAGAAAAAUUAAAAAUUUUAGAAAUAAUUGAUAAUUAUAUACAAAAAAAUGAAAUGUUUUUUAAUAUGAACGAUAUAUUUUAUCCUUUUACUAUUAAGAAUUUUAAUUUCUAUAAAAAUAAAAAUGAGAAGAAUAAAAUGAAGAGAAAUUCAAUAACGGAGAGGAGAUUUGUAAGUAAUAAAAAUAAUAAUAUAAAUAUAUAUAAUAAUAAUAAUAAUAAUAUUUAUAGUAGUAGUUCGUUGAAUAAGGUUCAAUGUAACAUUUCAAAUAGUAAGAGUGUGUAUACAACUGAAGAGAGUAAUAAUAAUUGUCCAUCAAAAGAAUAUAUUAAAAAUAAAAUAUAUUUUAGCAAAUUAAAAAUGGGUUUGAAUAUGUUAUUGAAGCAUGAGAAAAAAUCCAAGAGAGGAAGACGAACAGGAGGAACUAAUAAAAAUUAUAAAAAAGAAUUAGAUGAGGAAAAAAAGAAGGAAUCGAUGGAUUGUGACAGGUUGAUACGUGAUUCGUCAAAAAAGGUUAAUAAGGGUAAGACUAAAAAUAAGCUCACUGAUAAUAAUAAGAGCAACAAUAAUAUGGAAGAAAAUAUGUUAGAUAGAAUGAAAGAUAAUAUUAAUAAUAACAUGAAUAAUAAUAUAAAAAAUAAUUAUGUUUAUAGUGGGGGUGUUACAAAUAUUGGUAAUAUAAAAAAUCAAUUAGGUAAUUAUAAUUUUCUAUAUGAAAAUCAAAAAGGAUAUAAUAAUAUAGUAAAUAAGAAUAAAAAUCUGAUGAGAAGAAAUAUGUUGAGUGUAGUAGAUAAUAGUCAUAUGAGUAUGUGUAAUUCACAAACUGAUGAUAAUUGUAAUGUUUUAAAUAAGAAUGAAUCAAUGUUUAAUGGUACGAAUACAAAUAAUGUUAUAAUGAAAAUUAAUAAUAAUAUUAAUAGUAAUAAUAAUAAUAAUAAUAUGAUUAUGUUUGUAGAGAAUAAUGAACCUAAUAACCCAGAAAAUAUUUAUAACCCAGAAAAUAUUUAUAACCCAGAAAAUAUUUAUAACACAGAAAAUAUUUAUAACACAGAAAAUAUUUAUAACACAAAAAAUGAUGGGACGUACUACGAUAAGAUGAAUAAUAAUAUAAAAAAUAUGGAUGAUAAUUAUAAUAAUAAAAAUGACAAUGUUGUAAGUUUUAGUAGUAGUCAAGUGCAUCCAGUUUAUAACGCUGAAGAUGAUUAUAAGAAUAAACCUUCUAAUGUUUGUAAUACAUAUACGAAUAAUUAUAUACAUAAUAUGAAUAAUGUGAUGAAUUAUUCUAGAAAUAGUCUGAAUCCUUUAUUAAAUGAGAAUACUGUAAAAAAUGAUGAAGAUGGUAAUAUGAAUUAUUUAAAUAAUAAUAAUAUAGAAAAAAAUAAGAAUAUGGAUAAUGUUAUAAUAAGAAUGUAUAAUAAAAAAAAUCACACACAACAUAUGAAUGUUCAAAAUAAAGAUUUUAAAAAUGAUGUAUAUAAUAAAACAGGACAUGUAAACACGUUUAAUGGAAUGAAAAGUAAAACGUCUUCUUUAAACAAUGUAGUAGUUGGUUUAAUUCCUAAUGAACAGAUGACAAUUGGUAUGUAUGAAAAUGAAGAUAUAUAUAAUGAUAGAUUUAAAAGUGAUGAGAAUUAUUAUAAUCCAAUGAAUAUGAUUGGAUAUAUGGAUAAAAUGAAUAAUAUGAAUAAUUUAAAUGUCACAAAAUUUACCAGAAAAAAUAAUAAUAAGAGUAAUAAAAAUAAUAAGAAUAAAAAAUAUAAUAAAGGUAUGAGUAAGGAUAAGAUGAAAAGUGGGGAUGGUAAGAAUAAUAAUGAUAGUAGUAAUAGUCUUCAAAUAUUUGAAGAUAAUAAUGAUGAAUAUAAGGAUGAUGAAUAUAAGGAUGAUGAAUAUAAGGAUGAUGAUGAUAAUAAUAAUAAUAAUAAUAAUAAUAAUAAUAAUAACAAUAAUAACAAUAAUAACAAUAUUAAUGUUAAUAAUAAAGAAAGUCAUCAGGGACAUAAGCCAAACGAUGAUAAUAAAAAAGAUAAUGAUAGGAAUAAUUGUUAUGACAACAAUUAUAAAGAAUAUUGUAGUCAUAAUAAUAAUCAAGAUAAAGAUGAUGAUAAUAAUAAGAUACAUAUAAAUAAUGAAGGUAAUAAUAUAAUAAAUUCUUGUAAUAAUAAUACGAAUUAUUUUGAUACACGAGAAAAAUAUAUGUCCAUGGAACAAAAGAAUUUUUAUUUAAAAAACGAAAAAGGAAAGAAUGAUGAUAAGUUUGUAAGACAGGAACAAAAUUGCAUACCUACCAUAAGCAAUUGUAAUAAUAAUAACAAUAAUAAUAAUAAUGAUGAUAAUAUGAAUAAUAAAAUGAUUAGGUAUAUAAAUUUUAAUAACAACGUUAAUAUAAAUAAUUAUAAUAGUACAGAUAAUCAAAAAUGUUUAUAUAAUGUAAAGAAUAUUAUAAAUAAUAAUGAAGAGAGAGGAAAUUUUAGUUAUAUAAAAAAUGUUAACAAUAUAAAUAAUAUGAAUAAUCUUCAUAAUAAUAAUAAUAUAUUGAGAAAUAAUAACUUUGAGCGAUGUGAUAAUAAUAAUAAUGCUGUUCAUAUGAAUUAUUAUGAUGAUGAGUUGUAUAAUGUGUUGAAUGAAGAAGAAGAAGAAGAUAAAAAAAAGAAAAAAAGAAAAAAAAAAAAAAACACAUCUAUUAUUAAUAAUAAUGAUAAUAAUAUUAUUAAAGAGACACAACAGGAUUUUUAUAUAACAAAUAAUAUUAAUAAUAAUAAUAUGAUGAUGAAUACGCACAAUAUGUCACAGAAUAUUAUAUAUGAUAAUCAUAACAAUGUAGAUUAUUUAAAUGCGAAUGAUAAUAAUAUAAACUUAUUGAAUGACAAAAAAAAUGAAUACCAAAAGAAGACGAAUAAGAAAAGUGAGGGAAUAAUGAAUGGAAAAAAAAAUAAAAGAAAAUAUCAAAGAAAAGAUAGUAAGAAUAUAAAUGAUCCGAAUGUGUUGGCAGGUAAUAAUUCAGGGUUUAAUAUAUUGCCUUCAUUGUUCACGAAUGUUGAAAGUAAUAUUGAUAUUAACAAUAAUAAUAAUAUGAACAAUAAUAAUAAUAUGAACAAUAAUAAUAAUAUGAACAAUAAUAAUAAUAUGUGUACCUACUAUAAUUACAAUACAUACGAAGUAAUACACAAUGACAUUCAUAAUGAUGAUAAGAAGAAAAAAAAAAGUGAUAGCAAGAGAAAAGAUCGAAAUAGUAAAAAGAAAAUAAAUAUUAUUCAAAAUAAUGAUGGUAAUAAUAAUAAUAAUAAUAAUAAUAAUAAUAAAGAAAGCAUUGAAAAUAUUGAAAUGAAUAAUUAUAAACAAGAACAUGAAAGAGUUACAUAUGAUAGUAUAAAUAAUAAUGGUAAUAUUCAGAAAGAUGAUUAUAUUAAGAACAAUAUUUAUAAUAAUAAUUAUCAUCUUCAUGAUGUUAAUACGAAUAGUGUUAGUAGUUUAAAUAAAGCAUCAAGUUUUAAUACUAUAUUUACAAAUUCUAGGAGUACCUUUCAAAAGAGUUUAUCCUUUAAUAGUGACAUGACAAACACAAAGGAUGACAUUAACAUGGCAGCUCAUGCUAAUAGUAUAUCUACAGGUAAUUCUGCACAGAAUAUAAAGAAUGGAAAUAAGAAUCAUAUAAAUAAUGUUGAAAGUGUGAAUAAUAUGGAUAUAAUAAAUAACGUUGAAAGUGUGAAUAAUAUGGAUAUAAUAAAUAACGUUGAAAGUGUGAAUAAUGUCGAUAUUAUAAAUAAUGUUGAAAGUGUGAAUAAUUCCGAUAUUAUUAACAACAAACUGUAUGAUCAAUUUAAUAACUUAAAUAACGGAAGAUAUCAUAGUAGUAAUAUUUAUAAAGAUAAAAAUUCUCGUUUAAAUAACUCAAUAAAUAAAAAUAUGCAUUUAAAAUAUAAUACAAAUAAUAUAAUUAUUAAUAAUAUGAAUAAUAAUAUAUUUCCUAACGAAUAUAAUAAUAAACAUGUUUGUGGAAAUGAUGACAAUAUGUUUAUGAAUAAAAAAAAAGGAUCAUCUUUAUUUAUGUUGAAUGAGAAAGAAAAAUGUACUUUGAAGAGAAAGGUUACAACUACGACAAGUGGAAAUAAUAAAACUUAUAUUAAUAAUAAUAAUAAUAAUAAUAAUAAUAAGGGUAAUAAGAAAAUAAAAAAAAUGAUUGGAACGAAUAUAUGUAAUAAUAAUGAUGGUGGUUGUGGUGGUUCUUCUGCUGCUGUUGAUAAUGUUGAUAAUGUUGAUAAUGAUGAUAAUGAUGGUAAUGAUGGUAAUGAUGAUGGUGUUUGUAAUUUAAGUAAUAUAUCUUCUAUAGUAAAUCAAGAUGAAAAUAGAAUAAAUGAAUUAAAUAAUAAUAAAAAUACAUAUAUAUCUAAAAAUUUUCAGGAGAAUGAUAUGUUUAUUGAAGAAUAUAAUAAUCAAAUAAUGCAUGCUGGAAAUCAUGACAAUACUACUAAUAAUAGUACUACUGGUAGUCAAAACAUGCAAGGUAUCUAUGAUAAUAAUAUGUAUACAAAGAAUGUUGGCUAUGUGAAUAAUUCAAAAGAUGUGAAACAUAGAGGAAUGACAACAUAUGUGAAUGAUAAUGAUACUGGUGUGAUGAAAAUGGAAAUGUCGAUAUUAUAUAAUGAUAAGAAUAUAAACAAUAAUAAGGAUAUUAUAAAUAAUAAUAAUAAUAUUAUUAAUAAUAAUAAUAAUAUUAUUAAUAAUAAUAAUAAUAGUGGAAAUGAUCAUACGCGUGAUAGUUAUCAAAAUAUUAUAUAUAAUAAUGAUAAGGUUAAUCACAAUAACGAUGAUAAUAAUAAUAAUCGAGUAGUUGUAGUAUCAAACGAGGGGAACAAUAAUAUUAUUAUGAAUAUGAAUGAAGAAAAUAAUUUGUUUAAUAUUAUGGGCAGCGAUGAAAAUCGGCAAAAGGGGAUACUACAACAAAUAAUUGGAAAUAAUAAAAAAAAUGAUUACAAUGAUUAUAAUAAUAAUAAUUGUAGUAGUUCAUAUAAAAAUGAUGUUAUAAAAUAUGAUGGGUCACGCACUUCAUGUUUGUCAAAUAUAAACAAUGAAUGCACAAGACGAAUGACAUUAAACAAAGAUGAGAGUAAUAAGAGCUAUGAUUUAAAUGAUCAAGAUCAAGUUUCUUAUUUUCAUUAUAGAAACCAGAUGAAUAAUUAUUACUAUGAUAAGAUGAGUGAGUCUUAUAGAAGUAAUAUGCAGGAUCAAUAUAAAGGUAGAGAUGAUAAUAUGGAAGGGGGGGCUGUGAAACGUAUGAAGAAUUCAAAGAAAAAGAAGAAUGCUACAAUAAAUGAUAAUAUAAAUGGCAAUAUGAAUAAUAGUAUGAAUAAUAGUAUGAAUAACAAUAUGAAUAACAAUAUGAAUAACAAUAUGAAUAACAAUAUAAAUGAUAAUAAUAUUAAUAGAAGCAGAAAUAAGAAAAAUAAAAAUAUCCACAACAAUAAUAUUACUAAUAAUAAUAAUAAUAAUAAUAAUAAUAGAGAUGAUGAUAAUAAUAAUAAUAAGGUAAAUUUUUCUUUUACCACUCCCAUAAGACAAAAUAUAUAUAACAAUGAAAAUAUGUUAAUUCACAAUGAUAUACAUACAAUGAAUGAGAAUAAAGUUUGUAAUACGUCUUCUUUGCCUUUCAACACUGAUGAAAUAAAAGGUUAUGAAGAUAAUAAUACAAAUAUUAGAAGAACAUAUAUGGAAUAUCAUCAAGAAAAUAGUUUAAAUGAUAAUCAUUCCAUAUUCAAUGAAAUAAAAAUUAAGAAGAAAAAAGGAAGAAAACCCAAAAUAUCUCCAAUACAAGAAGAAAGAAAUAUAAACUUACAAGAUAAUCAACUUUAUGAUGUAGAUAAUAAUUUAAAAUCAUAUGUCAAUGAUGAUCAUACAUAUAAUGCAACUCAUAAUAUGAACCAAACUAUAAAUCGCAACAUUAGUCAUACAAUGAAUCAUAAUAUUCGUAUUGAUCAUAAUGAUAAUAAUUUGAUUACAAAUAAAGACAUGGAUAAGAAUAAAACGAAUACUGAGUGUAAAAGAAAAGUAAAAAUAACUAGAAAAACGACUGAUAUAAAAUUAGGAAAUGAAAAAGUAGAAACUGGUGCCUACGACGAAAAUGGAGAGAAGGUCUCAGGUGUAUGGUAUGAUACUAAUCGAAGACUGUGGAGAGUUAUGUAUAUGGAAAACGAUAAAAGAAAAACCAGAGGAUUCUCGCCGCGUAUUUAUGGAUUUAAUGCUGCAAGAGAUUUGGCUGUACAAUUAAAAUAUGAAAUGAACAAAAAAAAUAAAAAAUAA